AUGCUCCUCCCAAUGACAACAACAGACGCCGCCGUCGCCACCGCAGUUGAGCCAACUUUGAGUCUAGGCUUCGAGCCUACGAUCGCCAUGGCGCCACAACACAACUCUCAAAUUCAUCAUGAAUCAACCAGGAAUUCAAGAACCAGUCAUGGAGGAAGACGGAGCAUCCGUGCGCCGAGAAUGAGGUGGACUAAGUCUCUUCAUGCUCGCUUUAUCCAUGCUGUGGAGCUCCUGGGCGGCCAUGAAAGAGCAACACCAAAAUUAGUACUAGAUUUGAUGAACGUGAAGAAUCUAACACUCUCGCAUGUAAAGAGCCAUCUCCAGUUUGUUUAUGGGAUUUUGAUGUUGUUGCAGAUGUAUAGAACCGUGAAGAGUGCAGAUAGAGGAGGUUUAGCAGGGCAAGAGGAAGAGCUAAGGCAGUCAUAUCUGGGCCUUAACCAAUGGUCAGAAGUAGACGGAGGACAUUCUGCAACCAAUUCUUCUCAUCCUCUCAGUGCAACAACUCCCAGCUACACCAGUACUAGCUAG
Messenger RNA from Dendrobium catenatum, 528 nucleotides. RefSeq names its product probable transcription factor KAN4. The record is from RefSeq and is a predicted model, not a curated record. The transcript has 4 exons. The coding region runs from base 1 to 528 and encodes 175 amino acids. Gene Ontology annotation, biological process: abaxial cell fate specification; regulation of DNA-templated transcription. Gene Ontology annotation, molecular function: transcription cis-regulatory region binding. Gene Ontology annotation, cellular component: nucleus. Lineage: Eukaryota; Viridiplantae; Streptophyta; Magnoliopsida; Asparagales; Orchidaceae.